Acanthoscelides obtectus is the source of this 535-nucleotide messenger RNA. Lineage: Eukaryota; Metazoa; Arthropoda; Insecta; Coleoptera; Chrysomelidae. The record is from the annotation of a GenBank genome assembly.
AGCUCGCCUCAUUGGGACGCCAUGGCGACGUCGCCGGCGACGCAGGCCUGGCUACUUGUGGCAUCCGAGGGUCGCCAAGGCGAGUAGCCAUGGCAUCUCGACAGUCAGUUCGUGCCAUCUCUCAAGAAUGGACGCAGAAGAAAUUGCACUUCUUUGUUAUAUACGUCGCAGAAAAAUGAAAAAAGAAAAGAAAAAAAAGAAACUAUGGGUUAAUCCUUUUAUAUCUGAUCGAAACCGAAGUGGCAUUUUUUUUAAACUGUAUGGUGAUUUACGAAAAUCUCCUGAAAAGUUUUUCAAUUACACAAGAAUGUCAAUAGCAUCUUUUGACGAAUUAUUAAACUUAUGUAGAAACGAUUUAACUAAACAGGAUACGAUAUUUAGAAAAUCGAUUAGUGCGGCAGAAAAACUAUUUGUGUCAUUGAGGUAUUUUGCGUCAGGAUGUUCACUCAUGGAACUUUACUACAACUACAGACUCGGUCAUACAACAAUUUGCACAAUAAUUAGAGAAGUAUGUAGCGUUAUAUGUCAAUAUUAG